UUAUUGUUACAUGGUAGUAAUAUGGUCAUUGCUAGUAAAAGAAAGCUGGGAGAUAUAUCAAUAUUUAUAUAUAUAUAAACACAAUGUUUGAAAGUUAAUAGCGUCGAGCAACAUAUGCAUCUACUGAACAAUUUUAUACGAAAUGUUUAUCCUGAAAAAUGUAUAUUCCUGAACUGUGCUAGCCCACUAAAGAAAGACACCAUACGAAGUUAUUCGCCAGCAAGCAGUCACAGCACAGUGUGGCUAGGCUAACUUAGCUAGCUAGGAAGUAUCGUCGAUUUUAAUGACAACAGCAACUAGAAAAGUACUCGGGUGACACGAAGCAAAAGAACCGUGUGCAUGAGAAUGGUUUAAAUUAGCUCGUUGUCUGGUUUAUUGUGGAGCAAAUAACGUAUGUUGCUGCAUCGGGAAUGUCGACCCUUCACCUCCACGGAACCCCACCGCCUGUUGUAUAGCGACGAGCUAGCUAACGUUCUCCUUCAAUUGAAUGGACGUCGCAGUGGACGUGGUUUGAUCAACAAUGUGCGCUAAUUGCUAAGCUAACUGCUCAGGUUUCGAUGUUGAUGGUCACGAGCUACUCUUCGGAUGAAGAGGGUCGCACUCAUUUAGGCUGAACCUACUGAAGAACGUCAUAUUUAGAUUGGAUGACCACUAAGGCGCAACUUUAAAUUGAUAAAAUUGCGAAAUCUGGAUGAAAUAAUGCAUUUUCCUGGCACAUGAAGAUGUCACAACCAAUGGAUAUUCAAAAGUGAAAUCGCACAUGAUGGGAAAUGUUUAUUGGGUUAAUAUGGAGCUUAGAAUAGUUAUACAUUACAUUUUUUUUGGGGCCGUUUUUAUUUUGUUGCGGGAUCAUAUGUCCACAUUUUAAAGGGGAGUGAUGGCGCUUUUGACUGAUGUCCUGCGCCCCAGGUAGUUCUCAGGCUUUCAGUUAACGUUGCUGUACUGGAGUGGUGGGGUGGACGCCGCCUGGCUUGGCCCAGCAAUUUCCUAAAAUUGGAAUAGGACUGGAAAUGUAUUUUUGAUCUUUUACAGUUUUGUCUUUGAGACGUCAACUCAACAAUAUUGUCAUGUCGCCCAGCUGUUGGCAUAUCAAGAAAUUGUCUUCAUUGAAAUUAUUUUUCUUGAGACUUAACAAUCAUGAACAUGAAGGAGAAGUUCCCGAAGCAACAAUAUGUGUGCUAAUUGAAAGAUAACCUAAUCAUGGACUGAUGUCACACACAGAUGUCAACACAAUAGAUUUUAAACACAAGUACUAUUGGCUUUUUAAAGAAAAUAUAAUUUGUGAUUUCAUCAUGUCUGGUUUUGCUGAAUUCGUACCCCCUCCCGAGUGCCCAGUUUUUGAGCCGAGUUGGGAAGAUUUUUCGGAUCCACUAGGAUUUAUAAACAAGAUUCGACCUAUUGCAGAGAGAACUGGCAUCUGCAAAAUUCGACCGCCAGAGGACUGGACACCUCCUUUUGCCUGCGACGUGCGCAACUUCCGCUUUACUCCCAGAGUCCAGAGACUCAAUGAAUUGGAGGCAAUCUCCUUGUGGAGUGCAACGAGAGAGAGGCAGGUCGUUAUUGCGUUGGACUAGUUAACUGUAAGGCUGCAAGAUUGGAUCCCCCCGAGCUGACAAGGCCCUCACUCGGGUCAAGCUCAACUUCCUGGAUCAGAUUGCCAAGUUCUGGGAACUGCAGGGGUCCAGGCUGCGCUUCCCUCAUGUGGAGAGGAAGAUCCUCGAUCUGUACCAGCUCAGCAAGAUAGUCUCCUCCGAGGGAGGCUUUGAUACCGUGUGUAAGGAGAAGAGAUGGUCCAAGGUGGGCAGCAGGAUGGGUUUUCCCCCAGGGAAGGGUAUGGGCUCUCUGCUGCGGUCCCACUUCGAGAGGAUCCUCUACCCCUAUGAGCUCUUCCAGUCUGGAGCCACGCUCACUGGUAUCCACCAUCUGUACGAGGAGGGAGAUGACGAAGAGGUGCAGGACGAGGGCAUGGGGGAAGAGGAAGAGGAGGAGGAUGAAGAGGACCGAGAGAGGGACAGCCUGAGUGACGGGACUCAGAAUAAGGACUGCCUGCUCCCUGAGCGCCGCUCCCGCCGCCUGAAGUCCGAGGUCGGUGAUGAGCGGGAAAACAAAGAGCCCAAGACCAUGCAGAUCUUUGGCAGUGGUCCCAAGAUGGUUGGUUUAGAGAUUGUACCGUCUGAAGACGAUGGGUUCAAUAAGAAGCAGCGUCACCUGAAGGCCCAGGCCUUCGCCAUUAAGAUGCGACCACGCAAAGAAACCCUGGAGGUCAACUUUAUACCCCAGAUUGACCUGUACAUGUGCCUGAUGUGUGGGCGGGGUGACGAGGAGGACCGCCUCCUGCUGUGUGACGGCUGUGAUGACAGCUACCACACCUUCUGUCUGAUUCCGCCCCUACAGGAUGUCCCUAAGGGGGACUGGCGAUGCCCCAAAUGUGUUGCUGAGGAGUGCAGUAAGCCGCGGGAGGCGUUUGGCUUUGAGCAAGCCGUGAGGGAGUACACCCUCCAGAGCUUUGGAGAGAUGGCUGACCACUUCAAGUCAGACUACUUCAACAUGCCUGUGCACAUGGUGCCUACAGAGCUAGUGGAGAAGGAGUUCUGGCGUCUGGUGAGCUCCAUCGAGGAGGAUGUCAUUGUGGAGUACGGAGCUGACAUCAGCUCUAAGGAGGUGGGCAGCGGCUUCCCCAUUAGGGAUGGCAAGAGACGGCUACUGGGAGACGAAGAGGAGUAUGCCAAUUCAGGCUGGAACCUGAAUAACAUGCCAGUCCUGGAGCAGUCGGUCCUUACCCACAUAAACGUGGAUAUCUCUGGCAUGAAGGUGCCCUGGCUCUAUGUGGGCAUGUGCUUCUCCUCCUUCUGCUGGCACAUUGAGGACCACUGGAGCUACUCCAUCAACUUCCUUCACUGGGGGGAGCCUAAGACUUGGUAUGGUGUCCCGGCCCACGCGGCAGAGCAGCUGGAGUCAGUGAUGAAGAAGCUGGCCCCAGAGCUGUUUGACUCUCAGCCUGACCUGUUGCACCAGCUUGUCACCAUCAUGAAUCCCAACGUCCUCAUGGAGCACGGAGUGCCCGUUUUCCGCACCAACCAGUGUGCGGGGGAGUUUGUGGUGACCUUUCCCAGAGCCUACCACAGUGGCUUCAACCAGGGAUACAACUUUGCUGAAGCUGUCAACUUCUGUACUGCAGACUGGCUCCCGAUAGGUCGUCAGUGUGUGGCCCACUACCGGCGGCUCCACCGCUACUGUGUCUUCUCCCACGAGGAGUUGCUGUGCAAGAUGGCUGCCGACCCCGAGAGCCUGGAUGUGGAGCUGGCUGCUGCAGUCUUCAGAGAGAUGGGAGAGAUGAUGGAGGAAGAGACACGGCUCAGACAGGACUUGCAGGAGAUGGGUGUGCUGUCCUCGGAGCAGGAGGUGUUUGAGCUGGUCCCUGAUGACGAACGGCAGUGUCAGAAGUGUAAGACCACCUGUUUCCUGUCAGCUCUGACGUGUCCCUGCAGCCCAGAACAUCUCGUCUGUCUGCACCACGCCAAGGAGCUAUGUGACUGUCCCCUGGGAAUCAAGUGUCUACGCUACCGGUAUGAUCUGGAGGAGUUUCCCUCCAUGUUGUAUGGGGUGAAGUCCAGAGCUCAGUCCUAUGACACCUGGGCCAAGCGGGUCACUGAUGCCUUGGCUGCUGACCACAAGAACAAGAAAGACCUGAUAGAGUUGAAGGUUCUUCUGGAGGAUGCAGAGGACAGGAAGUAUCCAGAGAACAGUCUGUUCCGUCGGCUCAGAGAGAUGGUGAAGGAGGCCGAAACCUGCUCUUCUGUGGCCCAGGUACUGCUCAGCCGCAAGCAGAGACACAGUACCAGGCAGCAUCCAGAGUGCAGCAGGACUCGUAACAAGCUGACAGUGGAGGAGCUGAAAGUCUUUGUCGAGCAGCUGUUCAAACUGCCCUGUGUCAUUGGACAGGCUCGACAGGUCAAAGAGUUUCUAGAGAACGUGGAGGACUUCCAUGAGAGAGCCCAGGUAGCCCUGGCUGACGAGCUGCCUGACUCCUCCAAGCUGCAGGCCCUGCUAGACCUGGGUGGAGGUCUGGAUAUGGAAUUACCUGAGCUGCCCAGGCUCAAACAGGAGCUGCAGCAGGCCCGCUGGCUGGAUGAGGUACGUGUGACGCUGGCAGAGCCCCACCGGGUGACCCUGGAGCUGAUGAAGCGGCUGAUAGACUCUGGGGUGGGGCUGGCACCACACCAUGCUGUGGAGAAGGCCAUGGCUGAGUUGCAGGAGAUACUCACUGUGUCAGAGAGAUGGGAGGACAAGGCCUUCGCAUGCCUACAGGCCAGGCCUCGGCACAGCAUGCUAACCCUGGAGAGCAUCAUGAUAGAGGCCAGGAACAUACCAGCCUACCUGCCCAACGUCCUGGCCCUCCGAGAUGCUCUGUACAAGGCCAAGGAGUGGAGUGCCAAGGUGGAUGACAUUCAGGUAGUGUCGCGUCGCACGGGUGGCAGUAACUAUGCAUACCUGGAGCAGCUGGAGAGCCUGCUGGCGAGGGGUCGCUCCAUCCCCGUCCGGCUGGACCCCCUGCCUCAGGUCGAAUCCCAGGUGGCCUCAGCCCGCGCCUGGAGGGAGAGGACUGCACGCACCUUCCUCAAGAAGAACUCAACCUACACCCUGCUACAGGUCCUUAGUCCGCGUGUGGAUAUUGGUAUCUACGGCAACAGCAAGAGCAAACGCAGACGAGUCAAGGAGCUCCUUGAAAAGGAGAGGGGUCUGGACCUGGAGGGUCUCAGCGACCUUGACGAGAGUUAUGAAGAUGCCUGUGACCCGGCCAUCGUCGUAGCAGCAUUCAAAUCCAAGGAGCAGAAAGAAGUUGAGGCCAUCCACUCCCUCCGAGCUGCCAACCUGGCUAAGAUGGCCAUGUCUGACCGCAUCGAGGAGGUCAAGUUCUGUCUGUGUCGUAAAACUGCCAGCGGGUUUAUGUUGCAGUGUGAACUGUGCAAAGACUGGUUCCACGGAGCCUGCGUGCCAUUACCGAAAGCGGGCUCGCAGAAGAAGCUCAUGGGCUCGGCCGGGUGCCAAGGCAACAGCAAGGAGGCCAAAUUCCUGUGCCCGUUAUGCCAGCGGUCACGUCGCCCGCGUCUGGAGACCAUCCUGUCUCUCCUGGUGUCCCUCCAGAAGCUGCCGGUGCGUCUGCCUGAAGGGGAGGCCCUACAGUGCUUGACUGAGAGGGCCAUGGGCUGGCAGGACCGCGCCAGGCAGGCCCUGGCUACAAACGAGCUGUCCUCGGCCCUGGCCAAGCUGUCGGUGCUCAGUCAGAGGAUGGUAGAACAGGCUGCCCGGGAGAAGACCGAGAAGAUCAUCAACGCCGAGCUGCAGAAGGCUGCCGCAAACCCUGACCUGCAGGGUCACAUCCAGACGUUCCAGCAGGCAGGGUUCAGCAGGGCAGCGUCGCCACGCCAGUCUGUCGACUACGAUGACGAGGAGACGGACUCUGACGAGGACAUCAGGGAAACAUAUGGCUACGACAUGAAGGACCCAGGUGAAGUGAAGCCGUACCUGUUUUGUGAUGAGGAGAUCCCUGUCAAGUCAGAGGAAGUAGUCAGUCACAUGUGGCCCACCACACCCUCUUUCUGCGCUGAACACGCCUACUCCUCUGCAUCCAAGUCCUGCUCUCAGAACCAGAGUACCCCCAGGAAGCAGCCCAGGAAGACGCCCCUGGUGCCUCGCUCCCUGGAGCCCCCUGUGCUGGAGCUGUCCCCCCCGGCCAAGGCCCAGUUGGAGGAGCUGAUGAUGGUGGGGGACCUGCUAGAGGUGUCCCUGGACGAGACCCAGCACAUCUGGAGGAUCCUGGAGGCCACACACCCUCCCUCCGAGGAGAGGUUCCUACAGGUCAUGGAGCAUGAGGAUUCUCCGUUUGAGAAGCCAAUGAAGAUCAAGAUGAAGGACUCUGAGAAGAAGAGGAAGAGGAAGCUGGAGAAGGCGGAGCACCAGCUUCUCAUGGCAGCUGUCUCCGGGGUCGGAGACAUGAUGCGGUCCCCCAAGUCCUCAAAGGAUCCGAAACUGAGCCUCUUAGACCCGCUGGGGAAACCCAAGAAGAAGAAGCUGAAGCUGAACCCGGAUAAGAACCGUGAACUGAAACAGCUGUCCAAGCGCCUGGCUAAAGAGGAUAAGGAGAGGAAGAGGAAGGAUAAAGCUGUGGUCAAGUCUGAGGCUGUCAGGGAGGGGCUGGAAAAAAGGAAAGAGAAGAAGAUCCUGGAUAUACCGUCGAAAUAUGACUGGUCUGGAGCUGAGGACUCCAAUGAUGAAAACGCUGUCUGUGCGUCCAAGGACUGUGCGAGACCCUGCAAGGACAAGGUGGACUGGGUUCAGUGCGACGGCGGCUGUGACGAGUGGUUCCACCAGGUGUGUGUGGGUGUGACCUGCGAGAUGGCCGAGAACGAGGACUACAUCUGCAUCGACUGCACCCGCAAGUCGUCUAUCUUGAGUCGGGCCGUAGUUGGAAGUUUGGGCAGAAGCAUGAGCAUAGGAGGAGGAGGGGUGACAGCAGUGGUGAAGUUAGAGCGUGUUUGUGAGGAGCCGGUGGUGCUGGAAGCACCAGUCUACAGCGGGCUGAGCCAGAUCAUUAUGCCCCCCUCUACCUCCCUCCCCCAGCAACAGCAGCAGCCGGAUACUCGGGAGAGCAGCUAGCGCAGACCCAGGACAGAGACGCACAUGCACAGCCACCACACACAAACCCAUUCACCCGGUAAACUCGCAUCAGACCAUUUGAGUCUGGUUCUGACUGACAUAUUUCCCUCUUGACUUAAUGGUAGAGGAGCUUCAAAUUAAGGGGUAUCCUCAAGACUAGAUGAUGAUACUCCCAUGAGAAUAAUACUACAAAGAAAUGAGACAAUCAGCUCCUUUGAGGAGGAGAGAGAUGUAUUUUAUGCAUCACAGAUAAACUCCAGAUUAACUAUUUUGCCGUUCCCCCUCUCCUCUCUCUCCUCUCAUGGGAACCAAUUGUUGAUGAGGAUUUGUUUCUCUCGAAUUCAGAACUGUUAAAUAAGGCCUUAUAAUCCAGAGAACACUGUGUGCACAGAGUGGUUUUUACUGCACGACUUGGAAUGACCAUGGGCCGUUUUGUCGGUUUCUUGAGUUUUAGGUCUGUAACGUCCUCUAUCCCCGUCUGGCACCAAAUAAUUUUCAAUCUGCCUCAGUUCUACUACAGUCAGAAACUUCAGUACAGUCAUUAUCAAUCUGUGGAGGUGUAAAUAGGUGUCCCAAAUGGCACCCUAUUCUAUAUGUAGUGCACUACAUGGGAUCUGGUAAAAUGUAGUGCACUAUAAAGGGAAUAAGGUGCCAUUUGGGAUUGGGUGUUACACCUCCACAUAUUCUUGAUAACUGUACUGAGUCGGCAGGUAGCCUAACUUUUUAAGUGUUGGGCCAGUAACCAAAAAGUCUCUGGUUCGAAACCCGCGGGCUGACUAGGUGAAAAAUGUAUCGAUAUUAAGGUACUUAACCCUAAUUGCUCCUGUAUGUCGAUCUGGACAAGAGCGUUUGAUAAAUGACAAAAAUGUAAAUGUGAAAAUUUGGGAUGCACAUUCAGUAUCCUCUCCUCUCUGCCUUUCUCCAAACAAUAAAUAACAGCUCCAUGUAGGAUUAGGAACAAUGGUUGUAUGUAGUGAUACGUAUUUAUAAUGUGUAAAUAGGUUUUAAGCAAUAAAGUGAUUGAAUGUGGCUGUUUUUGUUUUCUCACCUUUAAUAAACAAUUCCUAGUGAAAUGA
This is a messenger RNA of Oncorhynchus keta (chum salmon), 7733 nucleotides long. RefSeq names its product lysine-specific demethylase 5A-like. Lineage: Eukaryota; Metazoa; Chordata; Actinopteri; Salmoniformes; Salmonidae. Gene Ontology annotation, cellular component: nucleus. The record is from RefSeq and is a predicted model, not a curated record. Gene Ontology annotation, molecular function: DNA binding; histone demethylase activity. Gene Ontology annotation, biological process: chromatin remodeling. The coding region runs from base 1810 to 6657 and encodes 1615 amino acids. The transcript is spliced from 30 exons.